This is a messenger RNA of Botrytis porri, 234 nucleotides long. RefSeq lists its product as uncharacterized. The record is from RefSeq and is a predicted model, not a curated record. Bases 1 to 234 code for a protein of 77 amino acids. Lineage: Eukaryota; Fungi; Ascomycota; Leotiomycetes; Helotiales; Sclerotiniaceae. The transcript has a single exon.
AUGGGUGAAGACAUCUCGGUAGGUGCGAUAUUGGAUGGAAGUGAUGUGUGGGACAAGAAACGUAGCUUGAGCUUGGCAAUUGGGCAAGAAGAAAGGCUUGAGAAACCUCAUCUGGAUACCGAGGCGGCACUUUCAUCACAGUCGGUAUUAUGUAUCAAAAUCUCACAGUGGAUCUCAUCAAGUCGACAUGUCACUGAGCAACAGCACGAAGUGAGCAUCAUUACUACAGAGUAG